AUGCAACUGAUUGUAUGCCUUUUCAUCACUGCACUUGUGCUGGGAGCGUAUGCUCAAUCCGAUGAGGAGACAUCCAGCGGAACAUUGGAGACCACACAGUUACCAACGGCUACGGGCGCAGACUAUGCCACCUCCGGAACAACAUACGCAGAUGAGUCGAGGACGAUAACCAUCACGGCGAGCACCGACUAUGCCACCGUCACAGACAUUUCUAGCAUCUUUGCGACCGAUAACGGGACCGCAUCAUCAACGACCAGGUCGGGUAACGGUACGACCACGUCAAGUCCAACCGAGACUAUAUUGGUUGGCAGUGCAAAGACGACCACCUCUCUGAACGGCACAGCGACAACAAACGGCACGGCUUCAGGCACAUCAACCUCUGCGCAACCUACCAAUACAGUCCCAUGCAAUGGCCAUCCCGCACUCUGCAACCGGAAGUUUAGCAAUAUAACCCAUGUUGGGGCUCAUAACAGCCCUUUCAUCCGGCCCGGUAAUCUCGCCGCGAACCAGAUGCUGGACGUCGAGACCCAGCUUAACGACGGCGUUCGAAUGCUACAAUUCCAGACACACCUCCAGAACGGAACAAUGCACCUCUGCCACACAUCGUGUGACCUGCUCGAUGUCGGGACACUAGAAGACUACCUCACCACCGUUGCCAAGUGGCUCCGCGCGCAUCCGUACGACGUUGUCGCCAUUCUCAUGGGCAACUACGAUGUCGUUACGCCGGCGAACUACACCGCCCCCGUAGUCAAUUCGGGCCUCAUUGACUUUGUCUACACGCCUCCUACACAGCCCAUGCCGCUCGACAGCUGGCCGACUCUCGCGGAAAUGAUCUUCCGCAAUCAGCGCGCCGUCGUCAUGCUGGACUACGAGGCAAACCAGACGGCCAUCCCGUGGCUUCUUGACGAAUUCUCGCAAAUGUGGGAGACGCUGUUCUCGCCUACGGAUCGGGAUUUUCCAUGCACGGCACAACGGCCACCGGAUCAGGCACGCAAUGUCCGCCAGCAGAGGAUGUACAUGGCCAACCAUAACUUGAACCUUCAAGUCGCUGUGGCGGGAAUCAGCAUUGACGUGCCAUUCUUUCCAGUCCUCAAUGAGACCAAUGCGGUCGAAGGGUACGGCUCCGCGGGCUGGGCGGUGGCUAACUGCACCACGAUGUGGGAUCGUCCGCCGACAUUCUUGCUUGUGGACUACUACAACAUUGGCAGUUUCAAUGGGAGUGUCUUCCAGGUUGCUGCCGAUGCCAAUGGCGUCAAUUAUGAUCGAGCAAGUUGUUGUGGCACGGCGGGCACGACGAACGGUGGAAUUGCUGUCAAGGAUGUUGCGCGGCUGAAAUGGUAUAUUCUGCUAUGGGCUUCCACCUCUUGGGUAUUACUUUCAUAA
Cladophialophora yegresii CBS 114405 is the source of this 1383-nucleotide messenger RNA. RefSeq lists its product as uncharacterized. The transcript is spliced from 2 exons. Gene Ontology annotation, molecular function: phosphoric diester hydrolase activity. The coding region runs from base 1 to 1383 and encodes 460 amino acids. Lineage: Eukaryota; Fungi; Ascomycota; Eurotiomycetes; Chaetothyriales; Herpotrichiellaceae. Gene Ontology annotation, biological process: lipid metabolic process. The record is from RefSeq and is a predicted model, not a curated record.